CUCCUCCUUCUCUUCCCUGCCCCUCCGCCCUCCCUGGGGAGAAGCGACGCCGGGUGGGCUCGGGCUACGCCGGAGCGGUGACUACGCCUCCCGGCGUGCACCGCGCAGAACGGCCGGAACGGGGAGGGAGCGAAGGAGAGAGUGUGUGUGUGUGAGGGGGAGAAUCCGCUGUUACCCGCCGGGAGGAGGCGAUCGGACUACAGCUCCCGUCCGACUCUGCGCUUAAAGGUGCCGGACCGGUAACCGGGCGCAGGGUGAGGGAGGGCGGCUGCUGGUAAGGACCGGGUUGCCUCGGUGCCUUCCGUCAGCGGCCAUCGUCUCCUUACCCCCGCGUUCCCGCCGCCUCCCUCCCUCCCUCCCUCCCUCAGGGAGAGGUACCGGCAGGCUCCGCUCGGAAGCCGGCCCGCGAAGAGAGGAGGAGGAGGAGGCGGCGGCGGUGCGGGGAGCUGCCCUCCGGCUGCCAUCGCUCCCAGCAUGGUAUACGAACUGGAGAUGCAGAAACCAUGUAGCAGAAAGCUUUGAGCACUUGUGGAUUAUCAGUUUCUUCCAACAGCAGUAAAAAGUGAAGAAUGAAGGUGACUGGAUUUAUUUUCCUAUGGACGUUGGUUUCACUGCCUUGUGGUCAGUUAGCAAAUCCUGCAGAACAUGAAGAUGUAGUAAAGCAUGCAAUAAAGCUGCACCGUGGGAAAGGAGCUGUUAUCACUCAGAGAAAGCAGUGGGUGUUGGAGAGCUGCAGAAAACUAUCUGGUCUUCUUCGCCAAAAGAACGUUGUUCUCAACAAAUUAAAAAAUGCUAUAAGAGCAGUUGAGAAGGAUGCAGGACUGUCAGACGAAGAGAAACUUUUUCAGGUGCAUACCUUUGAAAUUUUCCAAAAGGAGCUAAAUGAAAGUGAAAACUCGGUCUUUCAAGCAAUCCAUGGCCUCCAGAGAGCUCUACAGGGUGAUUACAAAGAUGUUGUAAAUAUGAAAGAAAGCAGCAGACAGAGACUGGAAGCCUUGAGAGAAGCUGCAAUUAAGGAAGAAAUGGAAUAUGUGGAACUCUUAGCAGCAGAAAAACACCAGGUUGAAGCCCUUAAGAACAUGCAGCAUCAAAACAAAAGCCUGUCAAUGCUUGAUGAAAUUCUAGAAGAUGUCAGGAAAGCAGCUGAUAGAUUGGAAGAGGAAAUAGAAGAGCAUGCCUUUGAUGACAACAAAUCUACUUGGCAAUGGACACCUCAUUCUGGAAUGCAAAAUAGCCUGGUAAGAGGUGUAAACUUUGAAGCAGUUUUAAGGGUGGAAGAAGAUGAAGCCAACUCCAAAAGAAAUGCUUCAAAAAGAGAAGUAGAGGAUGAUUUAGGUCUUAGUAUGCUUAUUGAUUCCCAGAACAAUCAGUAUAUCCUUACCAAGCCCAGAGAUUCAACCAUUCCUCGUGCUGAUCAUCAUUUCAUAAAGGAUAUUGUGACAAUAGGAAUGUUGUCUUUGCCAUGUGGCUGGCUAUGCACAACAAUAGGAUUGCCAACCAUGUUUGGGUAUAUCAUCUGUGGAGUACUCUUAGGACCAUCAGGACUAAAUAGUAUCAAGUCUAUUGUACAGGUGGAGACAUUAGGAGAGUUUGGUGUAUUCUUCACUCUCUUUCUAGUUGGUCUGGAAUUUUCUCCUGAAAGAUUAAGAAAGGUAUGGAAAAUAUCUUUGCAAGGACCCUGCUACAUGACGGUUCUGAUGAUUGCCUUUGGUUUACUAUGGGGACACUUGCUCCAAAUUAGACCAACACAAAGUGUCUUCAUUUCCACUUGUUUAUCUUUAUCAAGCACACCACUGGUGUCAAGAUUUCUUGCAGGCAGUGUUCGAGGUGAUAAAGAAGGGGACAUUGACUACAGCAGCGUACUACUUGGCAUGUUGGUGAUGCAGGAUGUGCAGCUUGGUUUAUUUAUAGCUGUCAUGCCUACACUUAUUCAAGCAGGAAUGAGCACAUAUUCCAGCAUUUUCAAGGAAAUACUGAGAAUACUGAUACUGAUUGGCCAAAUUCUCUUUUCUCUGGCUGCUGUUUUUCUUGUAUGUCUUGUUAUAAAGACUUAUCUCAUAGGACCGUAUUAUCGCAAGUUGCAUGGAGAAAGCAAAGGGAAUAAAGAAAUCCUCAUUCUAGGAAUAACUGCAUUCAUCUUCCUUAUGUUAAUGAUCACAGAGCUGUUGGAUGUUUCAAUGGAGCUGGGAUGCUUCUUAGCUGGAGCUCUGAUCUCUUCUCAGGGUCACAUGGUUACUGAGGAGAUUAUGUCCUGUAUUGAACCAAUACGUGACUUUCUUGCCAUCAUUUUCUUUGCAUCCAUAGGGAAAAAAUAAUUGAACAAGAUGUAUCUUGGAGACUACCUGAAUGCCAACUGAAAUGCAGCAUUGAUGCCUAAGACCAGGAGAGUAACUCAUCAUGCUUGUUACCCAAAACAAGUUUACUCUGAGAAUAUUUACAGUUAAUCAGUAGCUUCAUUUUGAACUGCUACAUGCUCUAGCUGUCCAUGCAUGCCCCCGUACGCUUUCUCUAAAGGAAACUGAGGCACGUUACUGAAGUGCUUAGGUACAGUGAAUGAGGAGACAGGCCCUGUGAAAGCACUUGUCUCUCCUUGUGGAUUGUAUAGGAGAUGUGUGUCCUAUUUUGGGGGGCAUUGCAAGGUCUAAAAUAGGGGUUUGAAUGUGGCCCAUUGCACAAAUCCAACCUCCUUCAACCCACGCUUACUCAGAAAUCCUUAGGGUUUGGUUGUGUUUUUUUUCAAGACCGCCCUUGGCUUCUGGUUUUAUUUUAAGUUUUCUAUUGUUCUUUUUAUCUCCGUAUAUUUAUUCAGAUAACAGUGAAGUCCCAUCAUCAGCAUAAUUUUAAUGCCUUUCCUUAUAUACCUGUUUGAUACCCAUUGUUUCAUAACAGAAACUAAAACUGUUUCUGGUGGUUAUCAAAAUAGAAAGGAAGUAGUUAUGCUUGCCAGUCUUGAUUUUUGUUUUACCCAGCCCAUGAUAAUAGCUUGUGCUGAUCAGAUUGCUUAGUAAUAGGUAUGUUUAUUUGAACAACUUAUUUUUUAAUAAAGGGAGGAAAGUGGUGAGCUAUGGUAAAACUCUUGGGCCCAUAUAACUGACAAGGUUGGAUGAGUAAUUGCUAAAUGCUCACAGGUAAGUUGUUUAUGUGUUUUAGUAAAGAUGGUGAUGGAGCAGAUAGUGUUACUAGGGUUACAAAGCAUGACAAGUAAUUGUAAGCCCAAAGUUAAUUUUACAAGGGACUGAACAAAAAUACUGCCCUACACUCUUGUGACUGCAUAAAUUAAGACUAGAGAGAAGAUUUUGGUACAGUACCAGAAAACAGCAAGACCUCAGUUGGCAUGCUGGAAGCACUCCAUAUAGCUUAUGUUAUACUGUAAGGAAUUAUUUUGGUAGUUCUGUUACAGAAUAAAAAAAAAAAAAAAAAAAAAUCUUUUUAACUAUUGUUACCAUUAUAAUUGCAAGGAGGGAAAGAAAAGAAAAUUGCCUCACAAGUUUGUAUGGUUUUAAAGAAAAUGGGUGUUAUUCCUGCCUCAGAAGAAAGUUAGCUAAAAAUCAGAAAAAUGAGCUAUGUUAUAGGCCUCUGACAAAAUGUGACAAUGCUUGCUUGUAAAAAAA
This is a messenger RNA of Haliaeetus leucocephalus (bald eagle), 3611 nucleotides long. It is a transcript of the gene SLC9D1, whose product is annotated as transmembrane and coiled-coil domains 3. Lineage: Eukaryota; Metazoa; Chordata; Aves; Accipitriformes; Accipitridae. Gene Ontology annotation, molecular function: potassium:proton antiporter activity. The coding region runs from base 570 to 2315 and encodes 581 amino acids. Gene Ontology annotation, biological process: potassium ion transmembrane transport; proton transmembrane transport. The record is from RefSeq and is a predicted model, not a curated record. Gene Ontology annotation, cellular component: membrane. The transcript has 13 exons.